CAGGAACACCCGGGGCCACUCCUAUCAUGACUUUUAUCCCAUUUUACGUGUAGCCACAUUCCGCCAAUCAACAGGAGUUUGGGUAAACUGUUGACCGCGUGACAAACAGCUGGAAUUGUUGCAAUCAGUUCUUCUAGCUCUAAAAACAAGAGGAGCGGAAGUCACUCGCAGCAGAGCAAAGUUGGAGAUUUCCUUUCGUGACGCAGUAUGGAGCUUUCUGUCACGCUGAUUUCAGCUGGACUGCUGAUUGUGUUGGUGUUGCUGUUAAAGUUAAAAAGCCGUAAAAGUGUUUGUUUACCUCCAGGUCCAACCGCUCUGCCUAUCAUAGGAAACCUGCUGCAGCUGGAUAGGAGAGCUCCAUUUAAAACUCUGCUUAAGCUCAGUGAGAGCUAUGGGCCUGUGAUCACUGUGUACCUGGGCCGUCAGCGCGUUGUGGUCCUGGUGGGGUACGAUGCAGUGAAAGAGGCUCUGGUGGACCAAGCAGAUGACUUCACUGGCAGGGGGCCUGUUCCUUUCUUGCUCAGAGCUACCAAUGGCUAUGGGCUGGCGAUCAGUAAUGGAGAGCGCUGGCGACAAUUGCGCCGUUUCACCCUGACAACGUUAAGAGACUUUGGGAUGGGGCGUAAGGGGAUGGAGGAGUGGAUCCAGGAGGAGGCCAAGCACCUGGUGGCCCGUUUAAAUACUACCAAAGCCACACCCUUUGAUCCCACCUUCUUCCUGAGCUGCACUGUGUCCAAUGUGAUCUGCUGCUUGGUGUUCGGUCAACGCUUCAGCUAUGACGAUGGCAGUUUUCUUGACCUGCUGAAGAUAAUCAACGACACCCUGAAAUUUGGCAGCAGUCCUUGGGGUCAGCUUUAUAAUAUCUUCCCAAGAUUGAUGGAGUGGCUGCCAGGUCGACAGCACAAAGUGUUUGCUAACGUUGACAAGGUGAGAGAUUUUAUAAUGAAGAAAAUCCAGGAACACCAGGACACGGUGGACCCCAGCUCACCCAGAGACUACAUUGACUGCUUCCUCACUAGACUCAGUCAGGAAAAGCAUCUUCCCACGUCUGAGUUCCACUAUGAAAAUUUGGUGGGGACAGUGUUGAAUCUGUUCUUGGCAGGAACUGAGACAACCAGCUCAACUAUCAGAUUUUCACUAAGUGUACUGAUCAAGUACCCAAAAAUACAGGAGAAUAUGCAGCAAGAGAUAGACACUGUGAUUGGGCAGGAACGCAGUCCUCGUAUGGAGGACAGGAAGUCCCUCCACUUCACAGAUGCAGUCCUUCAUGAAAUGCAGCGCCUGAUGGAUAUUGUCCCCAUGGGCAUCCCUCAUUAUGCACUACAUGACAUCACUUUCCGGGGUUACACUAUUCUAAAGAACACAAUGAUUAUUCCCUUGUUGCACUCUGUGCUGAAAGAAGAAAAACAAUGGGAGACCCCUUGGUCCUUUAACCCCCAGCACUUCCUUGACCAUAAUGGCAACUUCAAGAAAAAUCCGGCAUUCCUGCCAUUCUCUGCAGGAAAGAGGGCUUGUGUCGGAGAGUCGCUGGCUCGCAUGGAGAUCUUCCUCUUCAUGGUGUCACUUCUCCAGCGUUUCACCUUUUCGGUCCCAGGAGGACCUGACAGUGUAGAUCUCAGCCCUGAGUACAGCAGCUUUGGUAAUUUGCCUCGCAGGUACAACAUCAUUGCAACACCCCGAUUGUAGCAUUGACAUUGUGCUGUUGUCAACCUCUGUCUGGCCUUAGUCCUCUCAAAGAUUGAUCACUUAUAUCAAGGAACCAGCAAGUUGAGCACCUUCGCUUAUCUUUUCAUGCAUCUUGCGAGAAGUGCAUUUUCAGUUAUGCAAUGCAAUGUACCCAACUGGCUUUCCUUAAUAUUUUGUUACACAAAUGAUUCAACCAGUGGUGUUAAGAAUGAGAUAAUUUUCAUGUUUAUACAACUUUCAGCUUGUGCUGUACCUACAGUAUAUGUUGACCUUAUUGAAAAGCUUUCUCUCAGUAUGUCACAGUGAUAUGUCUCUCUUGAGAGACCUCUAGAGAAGUAAUUGUCCUCUUCCAAGGAGUCUGCCAUGUAGCACCAACAUGUUCAUACAGAUAGACCAAACUGUGACUUAAGAUUCAUUCUUUUUGUGGGAUUCACAGCGACCAAAGGUUCAUCAUUACACACUUUAAAAGGGGAGGGUGAAGGGAGCUGUUCUCAAUUGUUUGCAACCUGCAACCCUGCCACCAGAUGCCAGUAAUGCAUACUCUUCAGUCCUUUAAGUGUUAGGAAAAAAAAUCAUUGCUGGAAUUUUAGUGUUAGGUUUAUUGAGUUGUUUUGGAUUAUUUAUAUAUAUAUACACAUCGUUUCCCCAUAAAACUAGAUAUUUCAUUUUUUUUCCAGUAGAAGAUGAAUCACAUGAUAUCGCAUAAAAAUAAAAUCAACGUUUUAUGAUCUACUUUCUUUCAAAAAAACAACCUCAAAACGGAUUAUAUUGGCCAAGUUCCAUCAAUUCUCUUGUGACUACCCCUUACCACAGAGACCCUCUUUUUACAGCCUGUAGCUCAGUGACUUAAUGCGAGUAUCAUCUGUAAUCUGAUGAGUUCAAGGUCAGGUAAUCGGUCAAGCUAUGUGUCAGGUUGUCAGUUUGUUGAUGCAUGUUCAGGUGUAUCACUGUCCUGUGUCUCAGUGACUGUACAUGUCAGGCUUAGAGGAUCAUUGCCAAAGACAGCGGUGCAUGUGUUAAACUCAUCAUAUUACUUCAGAGUAGCAGGUAUUAAUAAUCAUUAACUGUGUUUCACAACAAGUACAUCUUGUUAUAAAUGGUACUGUGUUAUACAUUCUGUCAUUUUUUAAAAAAUGUGUUAUAAAGCUAACUCAUUGCUUCAUUCUAUAUUUUAAUGAUACAAUUAAAAAUAGUGCUUUAUCGGCUCUUUUCUCAUGUAAUGAUCAUAUUUUGUAGCAAGUAUGAACCUGCUGUCUUUCAGUGACCGUAGUGUUAAAAAACUAUUACUUCAGUUCAUGUGAGGAUGGCACACUGUUGACCUUUAGGAUGCAUUUCAUGUCAUUUAUGUAUCUAUAAAAAUGCAGAAACUAUAUUGCACCUGGUGUAAGGUGUGGCUGGUUCUAACACGUCCUUUCUUUGGUAAUAGUACUCUAAGUGUGUCUUAAAAUGUAAAUGCCCAAACUAUCGUAUGAUGUGUCGAGAAAAUUAAGUUAAAUGUCACAAAAAUAGACAUGGGGAAAGUGAAGACAGAAUUAAAAAAAAUAUACAUUCUUACUGUCACACCAAGAAUGAAUGCGUCUUCAAGAUGACUGUAUUGAAAUAAUUCCACAAGGCAUACGGUAGCACAAGUCCAUUUUUUUUUCCAAGGUCAAUAAGUUAGAUGUUGGGCAGGUGAUAUUUAUGUUUCACCUGCUUCUUGACAUCUGGUGCUGGUGAGAUGUUGCUGUUUGGUAGCUGAGGCAGGUACUGCGCCUGGAGGGAGAACGAAGAAUACAGAGAGUUAACUACCUGAAUGAUUUUCUUUGGGUUUUGUUCUGUUGGGAUGAUGAUUCAUCAGAGCGUGAGAGGGAGUCAUUUAAAUCAUGAUUGGGUGAUUAAAAGCAUGAGCUUUCUUUGGGAGAGGGGUGUUUACUGUAAAUAAAUUAUUUUUCAAAUAUG
Messenger RNA from Labrus bergylta (ballan wrasse), 3624 nucleotides. Its product is annotated as cytochrome P450 2F5. NCBI's taxonomy places the organism in Eukaryota, Metazoa, Chordata, Actinopteri, Labriformes, Labridae. Gene Ontology annotation, cellular component: cytoplasm; intracellular membrane-bounded organelle. The record is from RefSeq and is a predicted model, not a curated record. Gene Ontology annotation, biological process: xenobiotic metabolic process. Gene Ontology annotation, molecular function: iron ion binding; oxidoreductase activity, acting on paired donors, with incorporation or reduction of molecular oxygen, reduced flavin or flavoprotein as one donor, and incorporation of one atom of oxygen; heme binding.